This is a messenger RNA of Colletotrichum gloeosporioides, 1515 nucleotides long. RefSeq names its product putative MFS-type transporter. Gene Ontology annotation, cellular component: membrane. Bases 1 to 1515 code for a protein of 504 amino acids. Gene Ontology annotation, molecular function: transmembrane transporter activity. The record is from RefSeq and is a predicted model, not a curated record. Gene Ontology annotation, biological process: transmembrane transport. The transcript is spliced from 5 exons. Lineage: Eukaryota; Fungi; Ascomycota; Sordariomycetes; Glomerellales; Glomerellaceae.
AUGGCAGACAACAAUGAGCGCAAGAGUGCGACAACGAGGCCUCAUGAAAAUCAUAGUGAAUCAGUCAAUAAAGCUGAUGGAAAAUGGCGCAAAGCUGCUGCUUCGGCCUGCAUCAUUCUAUGCCAAUUCAUUCAGACGAUUCCCCUGGGCGCAGGCAUCAACGGCGGUCUCAACAUGGCUAAGGAGCUCGGCGUGUCACCCGCUUUUGCCAUAUGGAUCAUAGCAUCUUAUCCCCUUACUCAAGGAACGUUUGUUCUCAUGGGAGGGCGUGUUGGUGCAGUCUACGGUCACAAGAAGACUGCUGCCGCUGGUGGCGUACUCUGGGUAAUUUUCCAUCUCAUAUCCGGCUUCAUGCGCAGCAUCAUAUCGUUGUGUAUCAUGCGUGCACUAAGCGGCAUAGGGGCUGCGUUCGUUUUUCCAAAUGCCGUUGCACUCCUCACAAUAACAAAUCCGCCAGGAAAGGCUCGCAACAUCGCGGUUGGGCUGUUCGGAGCCAUGGCACCGAUUGGUGCUGCGGGUGGGAGUGUGUUCCCCGGUUUGUUUGGCCAACUGACCCAAUGGUGGUGGCUGUUUUUCUUUUUGGCUAUCCUGGGAUGUGUUAUCUUUGGUCUCUUUAUCAUAAUUGUACCUGCUGAGCCCUCAUUGAUGGAUCCUCUGGGAAGAGUCGACUACAUUGGAGCAUACCUAGGCGUAUCCGGCCUGAUCCUCUUCAACUUCGUGUGGACUCAAUCGGCUCUUGUCGGCUGGUCCGUCCCAUACGUCUAUGCACUUCUCAUUGCGUCGAUUCUCCAUGUGGCUGGCUUUGUUAUCUGGGAGAUUAGAUUCGCAGCCGAGCCCAUCAUGCCAAUGAAUAUUUGGAGGUCGCCAUCGUUUAGCAUGAUGAUUGUGUCAUCUUUUGUGUCUUUCAUGGGAUUUGGCAUGCUCAUUUGGUAUUUGACUGCAUGGCAGGCCGAAUUGCGAGGCUACACAAUGCUUCUUAACGCCGCCACGUAUACUCCCUUGGCAGUAGGUGGUGCAGGGGCGGCACUCUUGAGCGCAAAAGUAGUGCGACACUUGGCUGCCCAAUAUAUUUUGGCCAUCGGUUCCACGGCGACACUCGUGUCCCUUCUCCUCGUGGCAACAAUGCCAGUACAGCAAACCUACUGGGCUCAGGCAUUUCCUGCAAUUCUUCUCGGGUCGCUGGGGCCAGAUUUCGUCUUCACAGCGUCUCAACUCAUCGCCAGUGGGACAGUCCGGCGGGAUCAACAGGGGCUUGCAGGAUCUCUCAUUGGGACCAUUCUAUCGUACGGGUUAGCAACUGGGUUGGGCUUUGCUGGCACGGUGGAACAUUAUACAAACAACAGUGGCAAAGACCUGGCUCGAGGGUAUAGAAAUGGCCUCUACCUUGGCAUCGGGAUGGCUGGGGUUGCCAUAGUACUGUCUCUGGCGUUUGUCAGAAUACCAAGAGAUCGUCGGGAGGGCUGGGGUGAAGAACAGAUGGGAGCUGAGAUCGACUUACCCAGGGCUGAACCUUGA